Molecule: messenger RNA, 2541 nt
Organism: Eucalyptus grandis
Lineage: Eukaryota; Viridiplantae; Streptophyta; Magnoliopsida; Myrtales; Myrtaceae
Product: endoglucanase 11
Biological process (GO): carbohydrate metabolic process
Molecular function (GO): hydrolase activity, hydrolyzing O-glycosyl compounds
Source: RefSeq, a predicted model, not a curated record
AUUUUCAGAUGGAGAAAAUUCGUGCCUAGAUCCGAGUCGGAUCAGAUCUCCACCGUGAAAAUUCUCGAUGGAAACACUGCUACAGCAUUAGCAAAAUUGACAAGUCGAGCGCCUGUCACGGCUGAACUCGAACAGACGGCCGGUGUCUGACAGACCGGAGUCAAAGGUCUACGAGUCCUCUGAAGACUCUCUACUACACGUUCCGCCCUUUUCAACGGCCGUUACGGGCCGCUCGAAAUUCCACGUUCCGCACCGAAAAAACAGCAAUAAAAGAGACAUCCCCCAGAAUUUACGGUUGCCAAAGGGUCAGAAAAGCGAAACGGGCAAUGCAGAGAAAAGGAAAAAAUCACAUGUGAAAUGCACAUGUUCAACUGAUACUCACUGCUCCCCCUCUCUCUCUCUCUCUCUAAAGCUCUAGUUUUGAUUUGAAAGCCAUACAUUUCAAACGAGAGAAGAGAGAGAGAGAGAGAGAGAGGAGAGAGCUAACAAUCUCGUUCGCUCUCUCUCCCACUUUCCCUUUCCUCCUCCUUCCCUUCCGUCGCACACCCUCUCUGGCUCGCUGCUGGAGAGAAGAAAAGGGUAAUGGGAGUUCGCCGACACCCGCCGCAAUGUCGGCAUUGGGUCCAUCUCCUCCUCCUCCUCCUCCUCCUCUGCGCCUCCGCUCUCUCCGCCGCGUCCGGAGCCUUCGACUACGCCGACGCGCUCGCCAAGACUCUCUACUUCGAGUCCCAGCGCUCCGGCCGCCUCCCGCACGGCCAGCGCGUCGCGUGGCGCGACCACUCCGGCCUCACCGACGGCCUCGAGCAAGGAGUGGACUUGGUGGGAGGGUACUACGACGCCGGCGACCACGUGAAGUUCGGACUCCCGAUGGCGUUCACGGUGACGAUGCUGUCGUGGAGCGUGAUCGAGUACCGCGACGAGAUCGACGCCGCCGGCGAGCUGGCGCACGCGCUGGAAGCGAUCAAGUGGGGCACGGACUACUUCGUCAAGGCGCACACUAGCCCCAACGUCUUGUGGGCUGAGGUCGGUGACGGGGAUACGGACCACUACUGUUGGCAACGGCCGGAGGACAUGACGACGUCCCGGCAGGCGUACAGGGUGGACGAGAGCAACCCCGGGUCGGAUCUCGCCGGAGAGACGGCGGCGGCGAUGGCGGCGGCGUCGAUCGUGUUCCGGAGGUCGAACCCGCACUACGCCCACCUCCUGCUGCACCACGCCCAAGAGCUGUUCGAGUUCGGCGACAGGCACAGGGGGAAGUACGACGGGAGCGUCGGGGUGGUGAAGAACUACUACGCGUCGGUGAGCGGGUACAAGGACGAGCUGCUGUGGGCUGCGCUGUGGCUGCACAGGGCCACCGACAAGGAGGACUAUCUGAAGUACGCGAUCGACAAGGCCGGGUGCUUUGGCGGGAUCGGAUGGGCCAUGUCCGAGUUCAGCUGGGACGUCAAGUAUGCCGGUCUCCAGCUGCUCGCUUCCCAGCUCCUCCUGGAAGGCAAGCACAAGGACCAUGCUCACGUCCUCGAGCAGUACCGCUCGAAAGCCGAGCACUACCUCUGCUCCUGCCUCGACAAGAACAACAACGGCACCAACGUCGAGCGGACCCCGGGAGGUCUGCUCUACGUCCGGCAGUGGAACAACAUGCAGUACGUCUCGUCCGCCGCCUUCCUCCUCACGGUCUACUCGGACAUCCUCAGCCGCGGGAACCGGAAGCUCCACUGCCCUCAGGGGACCCUUGGCCCCGAGGAGAUUCUCGGUUUUGCCAGGUCCCAGGUCGACUACAUCCUGGGCUCGAACCCGCUCAAUAUGAGCUACCUGGUGGGCUUCGGCCCGAGGUACCCGACGAGGGUCCACCACAGGGGGGCCUCGAUCGUGUCCUACAGGGAGAGCAAGGGGUUCAUCGGGUGCACCCAAGGGUACGACAGCUGGUACAGCAGCCCCGGACCGAACCCGAACGUGCUCGUCGGUGCCCUGGUCGGGGGGGCCGAUUGCCAGGACAACUUCCAGGAUGAGAGGGGGAAUUACAUGCAGACCGAGGCCUGCACUUACAAUACCGCGCCGCUGGUUGGAGUUUUCGCGAGGCUGUUGAGAUUGCAGGAUCGAGAGGCCGAUCCGAAUGGGAAAGCGUCUCUGCUCGCUUCGUACAAGAGGAAGUGAGUCUGGUUUCUUUUCUUUAGAGGUGCUCUUUUCCCUUUUUAUGGGGCCUGGGACGAAGGUCUCCAAGCCUCAUUUUGUUGCUUUCUUGAAAUUUUGUCAAGCCCGUGUAGUAAUCUCCCUGGGCUUAAAAUGUCAAAGGGUCUUCAUUUGCUUUUUGGACCAAAAUCUUGAAAGGCAAAGCAUACAUAUAUAUAUGGGGGGAACGAGGCCUCAUCUUUAUACAAAGAGGAUCAGUUCUUGGGUGGAUCCGAACCAACCAUGUGAGCCGCGAUUUCACGCGGGUUUCCGGUUCUGCUCAGACACCGAAUUCUGGGUAAAAACCCAGAUUUUUGUAGUGACAAAGAAUUGCACCAGUUCAAUGGAAAAGAUUCCUUAAUCGAGUGGUUA